UGAGGUCAUUCCGGAGAGGUGAGGGGGAGACUCAAGGUUGGUUGUACGUGAGGUUGGACACGGUCUGGACCAUGCGUCACCCCGUGACCCACACGUGAACUGUUGUACAGCAUAGACAUCAUAAAACGUUCAGAUUAUGAUUUUGGGUGAAGAAUAUGCAUCAUUCAAUCUAUUCAAGCUAUAGUAUAACAUGUCCAGGCACAGCAGAGGAAAAUAUCACACUGAAUUAUGACUGUCAGUGUGCAUAUGGGACUGGGGGAAAACUUAAGAUUAAAGAACUAUAUACCUAACAAUUAUCCCAAGCCUGUAUCACAGAUCUAAAGCUUCUACUUUUGAACUUUUGCUCUUGUGCAUCAAGAAGUACCUCACAAAUCCAGUAUUGGGUUUAUGGAAAGCACAGUCCAGUCCAGAAGGCAGGAUCAACCCAGCAUCUGUGUGUGAAUAGUGACCAUGUUUAGCAGCCAGGAAUACCUGGAUAAGAAAACUGGUCCGUCCGGUGUAGGGCGGCUACAGUACCUCCAGUCACUGGUCACAGAGUUUCAAGAUACAGAUAAAGAAGAUUGCAAGGAGCAGGUUUUAGCCAACCUGGCCAAUUUUGCCUAUGACCCCAUCAACUAUGAACACCUCAGGAAACUCAAUGUCAUCGACAUGUUUCUAGACUCCCUGACAGAGGAAAAUGAGAGGCUGGUAGAGUUUGGAAUUGGUGGUCUCUGCAAUUUGGCUCUUGAUAAACAGAAUAAGGAACACAUUCUAGCCAGUGGAGGUGUGGACCUGGUUAUCCAAUGUCUGUCAAGCCGAAAUGAGGAAACAGUGCUGAACGCCAUCACUACCUUAAUGUUCCUCACCACACCUGCAUCAAAACCAGCUAUCACUAGUCUCUCAGUAGUGGAGUGUAUGCUGAGAUUUCAACUCUCCAAAAACCCCAGACUCAGCAACCUGGCAACAAUCUUCCUAGAGGAUUACUGCAGUAGACAACAGGUGGAGGCAGCCAGACAGGCCCAGACUGGUGAUGCUGUGGGGAUCGCACUGCCUUCAGAACCUCAGGAGACAUGA
Molecule: messenger RNA, 1053 nt
Organism: Branchiostoma belcheri (Belcher's lancelet)
Lineage: Eukaryota; Metazoa; Chordata; Leptocardii; Amphioxiformes; Branchiostomatidae
Product: armadillo repeat-containing protein 7-like
Exons: 7
Coding region: 451-1053 (200 amino acids)
Molecular function (GO): protein binding
Source: RefSeq, a predicted model, not a curated record